AUGAUUAUUUCUGCCUGCAAAGAUGGUAAACCUAUGUUACGAGACUGGAUGGGUGAUUGGGUUGGAACUUUUCUGGGUAAGCAGAUCACACUUUUUCUCAACCCUUUCAAACGAUUCCCUCGCCAUAAGGAUGCCGUUUGGUCUGCUAAAUCAAAUCAUGAUGCCAGUUUGGCAGUCACGGGUUCAGCUGACCUUUCUGCCAAGGUGUGGGAUACGUUCAGACCAGCGGGGAUGUAG
This is a messenger RNA of Puccinia triticina, 237 nucleotides long. RefSeq lists its product as uncharacterized. Lineage: Eukaryota; Fungi; Basidiomycota; Pucciniomycetes; Pucciniales; Pucciniaceae. The record is from RefSeq and is a predicted model, not a curated record. Bases 1 to 237 code for a protein of 78 amino acids. Gene Ontology annotation, cellular component: SMN complex. Gene Ontology annotation, molecular function: protein binding; RNA binding. The transcript has 3 exons. Gene Ontology annotation, biological process: spliceosomal snRNP assembly.